This is a messenger RNA of Planococcus citri (citrus mealybug), 3970 nucleotides long. Its product is annotated as slit homolog 3 protein. Gene Ontology annotation, cellular component: extracellular matrix. The transcript is spliced from 8 exons. NCBI's taxonomy places the organism in Eukaryota, Metazoa, Arthropoda, Insecta, Hemiptera, Pseudococcidae. The record is from RefSeq and is a predicted model, not a curated record. Gene Ontology annotation, molecular function: protein binding. Bases 388 to 1869 code for a protein of 493 amino acids.
CACAGAGAGGAGUGGAAUUUUUCCUUUCCUGUACAAGUGAAGUUUAGUGUUGGGUUAGUUCAUAGGUAGUAGUUGGUUAGUGCGUUUCUUAGGUAUAUCGAAUGGCGAUUUGAUUUCUAUAAUUUCGGGUAGAUUGAGAACUCGUGUAAUAAUUAUUCUAAUUCGACCGUGUUUUGUUUUUUAUUUUUAUAUUGUGUGCAUUUCGUUAAUAGUGACUUCGAUACUUCGAAUUCAUAUCGGGCUAGAUGUUUUUCUUAUCUUUUCGCUAAUUUGUGUUCGCGUAAUUAUGGUGAAUAUUGAGACAACAGUGUACUUGUGUGUUUUCGAUCGACAGAUUGAACGAAUUCAGAUACGAUCUAAAGAAGACAUGAAAAAAAUGACAUAGUGAUGAAGUCGGACUCGUUGUUGUAUUUGGUAACGGCGUGUUUGGUGACGACGGGGGCGAAAGAAAGCGCGGCUGCGAUAAGUAAUAAUCAAAUCGUACAGCAAUGCCCGCCGAGCUCGGAGAUAGACCCGUGUACGUGUACGGUGAAGAAAAACGGGCUGGAUAUAUUAUGCGAAUUCACCGAUCUGCAACAUAUUUCGCGCGCCAUGACUACGCUAAAAGGCAAACCGUCUCUAAUAAUAUUCUAUCUCAAACUGAGGCAUAACAAUUUACCAAAAUUGCAAGGUUUCGUGUUUCUGGGGAUGGACAUAAGGCAUUUAACCAUUCACAAUUCCAGCCUAGCCGUCGUAGAAGAAACCUCUUUGAGCUCUAUCGGUAAAAAAUUAACGCAGCUCGACCUGUCUCAAAAUUCGCUAACCGUCGUACCCAGCCAAGCGUUGAAAAAUCUAGACCAUCUGUUAAUUUUGAACCUGAAUCAUAACAAGAUCAACGCCGUACAUGGGAAAGCCUUCGACGGCAUGGGUACUUUGGAAAUACUAACCCUGUACGAGAAUAAACUAACCAACAUCGAAACCGGAGCAUUCAUGGGAAUUGGAAAGAAACUGAAAAGACUCAAUAUCGGAGGCAAUGACCUUACUCGAGUACCCACUGGCGCGUUGCACACUUUGGAAAGCCUAAAAAAGCUGGAAAUCCAGGAAAACCGAAUUGUCGAGCUCAGAGAAGGUGAUUUCCAGGGCAUGAAAAAUCUGGAUAUGUUGAUAUUAGCACAUAAUCAGCUGAAAUACAUUCCGGCCAAAGUGUUCGCCAACUUGACCGUUCUGAAUUCGCUCGAAUUAGAUGGUAAUCAUAUUAUCAGUCUGGACGAGGAAGCGUUUUACGGGCUCGAAGAAAACCUGCAGUAUUUGCGAUUAGGAGAUAACAAUCUGCACGAGAUACCGAGCAAUGCCCUGAGAAGAUUACAUAAACUUCGUCAUUUGGAUCUUAGAGCGAAUAACAUAUCGUUCAUAAACGACGACGCGUUUACUGGAUACGGAGAUACUAUAACUUUUUUGAAUUUACAAAAAAACAACAUUAAAACACUGCCAGCUUUAGCAUUCGAGAACCUAAACUCGUUGGAGAUACUGAACUUGCAAAACAACAAAUUGACUUUUUUGAACGAAGAACCCAUCGAGCCGAUAUUAGAUACCUUAAGAACGAUCGAUGUAUCCGAUAAUCCGUUGAUAUGUGAUUGCGGUUUAACGUGGUAUCAAGAUUGGCUACUCAAUAAACGCAAUAAAGACGACGAAACUAAUAUGAAGAAACGUACCAUUUGCAGUAUGCCAAAUGAGCAUAGAGAAUACAACAUACAAAAACUACCAGUGGACAAAAUGAAAUGUCUAGUUCGAAACGGCGGUUUCCAAUCAACAACCGGAAUAGCAACAGCGAUCAGUGCAUCAAAAUUACUACCGUGGUUGGCAACUUCAGCGGUUAUGCGUUGUUUCUGAACAAGAAAAACCAUAAACGAAGAAAAAAGAAUUAUCAUCAUUAAAAAGUAUAAGUUCAUCGAAUGAAAAAGUAAUACCUUUUUAUAAUCGCAUUUGAAAAUUGUUAUUUAUAUAAGUAAAAACGAAAGUAUAUGUGAUACAUUUACGUAUAAAAAUCUAUUAUCUAUUUUAUACUUACCUUCAUGGAAAACAACAUCCAAAAUAAUACCUAGGGUACGGCGCUUUCAUUUUUUUCCCAGUUCAUGAGCAUGAAUAAUAAAGAGCGACAAAAAAAACAUGUGGUUGAUUGAAACGUGUGUAUAAAUUGGUGUAUUGUUUUGGUCUUGAAAAUAUGUACUUUUGUGAUUAAUUAUAAUUUUCUAAGUUUUAUUUUCCAGCUACAAAAGCUGUUUGAUUGCUUUGAUAAAAAGUACCUACCUAUUUUAUGUUAUUUAAGAGCACCAAUUUUAAGAAUUAUUGCACCAAUUAUUUUUAAGAUUUAUUUUUCAUUUCGCUUAAUUACCGUCGGGAACUGUAGUAAGGCUUUCCAAAGGUUUAAGCUUAGCUUCUCGGCUCCUGUUCUUCAUUUAUGAACGGAAUAUAGGUCCCUAUUUUGUAAUGAGCCGAAGGCAUUCUUGAAUGAUUUUAUUUGAAAGUGAGGGAAGUGCCUAUAUUCGGAACUAAUCAACACUCGCUUGAUUAGGCUGAUGAGAAUUUUUUAAUAAGAUCAAUGAUCAUAGAAAAAAGGAAAGAGUCUAUAAAGAUUGUUGUACAUUUUUGAUUUUUUUUUUAAUCAAAUAAGCAAAAUGAAUACAUAAGUUAAUUUGUAAGAAAAAAUCUUGAAAAACGGAAUUGCCAGGAACAAAAUAGUACUUAUGCAAUAGUUUUUCGUAAUUCCCAUUUUUUUUUCUAGUUAGUCUUUGAUGCAUUUCCUGAAUAAUUUAAUAAUUCUCAUUCAUCAGAUCAAUGAACUCUAAACCUAUUUAUUAGAAUUUUUGAAAAAAAUUUCUCGUUUCUCUGAAUAAUAAGUAGCUACCUGGCUUUAUUACUUUACAAACUUAUUUUCUGUUCAUUGUAGGUACGCAAAUACAUUAUAUAGGGUGCCCAGCAGAAUCGAGCAUAGCUAACGAGAAUUUUUGUGAGGAGAUGUAAAUUGGCAGCGCUGAGCCGUAUCAAAACCCGUAGAUCAAUGCCACCAACCCACACUUCGCCGCAAAAAUUCUCACCAAGUAUGCUCGAUAUUAUUGAGGAUCUUUUAGGGUACUCUUACGAGUACAAAUACCAUAUCUAUUUUUGUCGAUUUACCUGCCUAGUGCCUGUAAUGCCUACGUACAUGAAAUGUAAGUACGUAAAUGUCGUCAAUGAGUUUUGUUUUGUUUCAUUUUAAUUUUAAAGUAAGGCGCAGUUACCAUGUUUCAUUACUUGAUGUUGAAAAAAAUUCCAAGAGGGCGAGAAAGGUGAUUAUUACCUAACGAAACAUAUCUGAAUACACAUAUCAUUUUAUCAUUCAUAAUAAUUAAGUUGUAAGUAUCUAUUUGUUUUUAUAUGUGAAAAAUAUUCUAUGUUACGAAUGACGAAGUCCAUUACUUAACACAUACAUAUCAUAAGACAUAUCAAGGAGAACCUAUUUUUUACCCGUUAGCACUUUUUAUCUUUGUUUUGUUUUUUGUUUUUUCCCUUUUUGUAAUAAUUAUUUGUAUCUGUAUUUUAGUAUAAAUUUACUUAACUGCGGAUUGAUUUUCGAUAUUUUUUCCCCAAUACUUACUGUAAUGUACCUACCUAUUAGUAUGGUUUUUUAAAAACCAUCACCAGAUUUACCUAUUUUCCGGUUUAGAAAGAAUAAAAUGAAAUACAUCAGCGUAUUUGAGUAUGUAUUAAUAUUUGGAAAAAGGAAUAAACAAGUUGGCUUGAAUACAUAGAAACUGAAAUGCUCAAUAUUCGUUUUAUUCAAAACACGCAUGAGAAAAGUUUGAUGAACUCAAUAAUAAUUUCCUACUUUCAUUGAAAAAUUUUGUAAAUUAAUCUGCAGUUUCAACAUCGUGUUUUAAUUCUGUUUUAAAGCAUAGUUGCCUUGAAUGUGAAUUCUCUUCGUUUUUUCUUUUAAUUACAUUCCUAAACGAUA